AUCAACGACAUCUUUGAGGUCAUUAAUAAUUUGACGGGUAGUUUUUUUCAACAGCAGUUUGAUCUGAAAUAACAAUUAAUUUUUUUUUUAAAUAAAUUUUUUGUUUCUUUUAUGAUAGACAAAAAUAAUUAUUUAUAUUUAUUCAAUAAAAAAUUAUUUAAACCGAGGAUCUGAUAAGCGGACUGAUGCUUUUUUUUUACUGACUCGUCAUAAAACAUUCCGCAGAAUAAUAAUAGUAAUAAGUCAUUGAUAAUAAUAACGAACGAUUGAAGACGAGCAAAAAUGGCAGUAGGAGUUUUUCCAGCAUUUAAAUUAGGAGUCUUAUUUUUAAAACAAAUAAGUAAACCCCUGGCAAAACUUAUAGUGGAACAAGCUAAGAGUCAUCCAGUAUUUAGAACAUAUUUUAUUAUUCCACCAGCUCAAUUUUACCAUUGGGCUGAGGUGAAAGCUAAGAUGUACGUGAUGAAUCUUGGUAAGCCAACAAAGGUUGCUAAAUUGAAUGAACAAAUGGCGAUUGAACUCGGAGCUAAUUUAAUGGGUGAAGUUAUCAUCUUUACUGUUGCUGGUGGCUUACUCGUCUUCGAGUACAACCGACAGACUGCUAAAGAAGCCAAGAAAGAAGCCGACAGACAAGCGCAAAUAAUUAAAUUUACUGAAGAUAUUCAAGCUCUCUAUGAAAAUUCACAGCAGCAAGAGAAGCAUAUAAAAUAUUUGACAAGUGUCGUUGAAGAAAUUGCCAAAAAUCCAAAACAAAAAGUUGAUUUAGAAAAAUUGAAACCUGUUGAGCCAACAAUUGUCAAUAAUAAUAAUAAUAAAUCCGAUGGGCUGAGUAAUAAAAAUACUGAUGAAAAAUCAGUCGUUCAUCGGGCUAUUGGUUAUUAUGAGAAUGAUGUCAAAAAAACUAAAAGUUAAGACAAAAAUUUAAAGUUACAAUUAUUAAUUUAAUUUAAAAUGGUACAAGUACAAUGAUAUGAAAUACGAAUAAUGUUUUUAUGCCACUAGAAAUUUUAACUGACAGAAAUCUUUGAAAUUAAUUUCUUUUUAAAGAUUCUAGUCAUUGUUUUAAUUUAAAUUAACUCAGGUUUACGAUUGAUGACAUCAACAAGUUGAUUGGCAUUAUUUGUUUCUUGUUUUUUGUACAAGUUUGAGUACUUUCGUGUAUAUAACAACUGGCUGUACUAUAAGUAUUGCGAAAAAAUGUUAAUUUAAUAUUAAUUAAUGAUAAAUAAUGUAUUAUAGUAAUAUACAUGCUUAUAUAUAAAUAUAAACAAUAAAAAUUUAAA
This is a messenger RNA of Microplitis demolitor, 1283 nucleotides long. RefSeq names its product putative OPA3-like protein CG13603. Lineage: Eukaryota; Metazoa; Arthropoda; Insecta; Hymenoptera; Braconidae. The record is from RefSeq and is a predicted model, not a curated record. Gene Ontology annotation, cellular component: mitochondrion. Bases 283 to 912 code for a protein of 209 amino acids. Gene Ontology annotation, biological process: regulation of lipid metabolic process. The transcript has 3 exons.